AUGGCCACGCACCGGCUGCUGCUGCUGGCCGUGUGGGUGCUGGCUGCCGAGCUGCGGCUGAGGGCCGAGGCCGGGGCGGCACCCUACGGAGUGAAGCUUUGCGGCAGGGAAUUCAUCCGAGCCGUCAUCUUCACCUGCGGAGGCUCCCGGUGGAGACGGUCAGACGCCCUGGCCCACGAAGCUAUGGGCGAUGCCUUCCCAGACGCAGACUCCGACGCAGACAGCGAGCUGGGUGAAGCAGUGGCCUCCAGCGAGUGGCUGGCCCUGACCAAGUCCCCCCAGGCCUUCUACGGGGGGCCACCUGGCAGGCAGGGACCCCUGGGGUUUCUUCGGGGUGGCCGUGAUGUCCUGGCCGGCCUCUCCAGCAACUGCUGCAAGUGGGGCUGCAGCAAGAGGGAAAUCAGCAGCCUCUGCUAGACCAGGGCCCGGCGGCCG
Messenger RNA from Ceratotherium simum simum (southern white rhinoceros), 435 nucleotides. It is a transcript of the gene RLN3, whose product is annotated as relaxin 3. Lineage: Eukaryota; Metazoa; Chordata; Mammalia; Perissodactyla; Rhinocerotidae. Gene Ontology annotation, cellular component: extracellular region. The record is from RefSeq and is a predicted model, not a curated record. Gene Ontology annotation, molecular function: G protein-coupled receptor binding; hormone activity.